AUGGCGAACCUGGCAGCUGUGAUGUGGUGCCGGCUUCUGCAGAAGAGGUGGAUGCUCACCUUGGUCUUCUGGCUCUCGCUUAUCUACUUCCUCACCAGCGCCUUCAAGCAGAAGGAGAGGGCACAACUUCUCUUGGAGCAUUUCCCCAGCUGGGCAGCUGUGGUGUUCUACAACCUCUUCAUGGUGGUGGAAGUUCACUUGAGUUGUUUGGCUAAAUGCAAGACCUGGUUCCAGAGCAUGCAGCAUGAAAAUACCGAUAGGAACCCCAUAGCAAAGUAUUGCUAGGGCAAGAGCCCUCUUGAGCUCUUCCCUGCAAG
Choloepus didactylus (southern two-toed sloth) is the source of this 317-nucleotide messenger RNA. RefSeq names its product SREBP regulating gene protein-like. Gene Ontology annotation, biological process: positive regulation of SREBP signaling pathway. The transcript has 2 exons. The record is from RefSeq and is a predicted model, not a curated record. NCBI's taxonomy places the organism in Eukaryota, Metazoa, Chordata, Mammalia, Pilosa, Megalonychidae. The coding region runs from base 1 to 285 and encodes 94 amino acids.